This is a messenger RNA of Sycon ciliatum, 3789 nucleotides long. RefSeq names its product exportin-2-like. Gene Ontology annotation, biological process: protein import into nucleus; protein export from nucleus. The transcript is spliced from 32 exons. Lineage: Eukaryota; Metazoa; Porifera; Calcarea; Leucosolenida; Sycettidae. Gene Ontology annotation, cellular component: cytosol; nuclear envelope. The record is from RefSeq and is a predicted model, not a curated record. Bases 113 to 3025 code for a protein of 970 amino acids. Gene Ontology annotation, molecular function: nuclear export signal receptor activity; small GTPase binding.
CAUAGACCGGUGUGAUCUGGUUUCUCUGUGACCAGUGUACUGGUGAACAGCAUCGAAGUAUUCCUUCGGUAGUCUUGUUUGUAAGCUUGUCUCCCUCUGGCUCACAUGAAAGAUGGAGGUUACCGACGGCAACCUUGAUACACUUGCUGUGUACCUAACUCAGACGGUGUCUGCAGAUCCAGCCGUGCGAAAGCCAGCCGAAAAGUUUCUGGAGGGUGUUGAAUGCCAGCAGAAUUAUGGCAUUUUGCUGUUGAAGCUUUUCACUCGCCAAUCUUCUGAUGACAUUGUAAAGCUUGCUGCUGCUGUUACUUUCAAGAAUUUUGUGAAGCGUAACUGGCCAGUGAAAGAAGAUGAGACUGACCGGAUAUCAGCUGCUGAUCGUUCUGCCAUCAAGCUAAAUAUUGUCAGUCUGAUGUUGAGCAUGCCCGCCAAACUUCAGAAACAGCUCAGCGAUGCCAUCAGUAUUAUUGGCAAGUCAGAUUUCCCACGUCACUGGCCAGAGCUUUUGCCUGAGUUGGUUCGCAACAUGGAGCAGUCGAGCACCGACUUUGACAAGAUCAAUGGUAUCCUCCAGACAGCUCACUCCUUGUUCAAGCGGUAUCGGCAUGAGUUCCGUACCGAUGAGCUGUUCUCUGAAAUUAAGUAUGCUAUUCAAGAGAUGGCCAAACCACUCACAAUUCUUUUCAAGAACACCAUUGCACUGGCUGGUGAGCAUGCAAACAAUGCUGCUGCUCUGCAAGUCCUCUUCGGCUCUCUGGCGCUCAUCUCCAAGAUCUUCUACAGUUUGAACUACCAGGAUUUGCCAGAGUUCUUUGAGGACAACAUGUCUAUUUGGAUGGACAACUUUCAUCAGCUGCUCACUACCAACAACAAACUGCUUGAAUCAGAUAGUGAAGAUGAAGCUGGACCUUUGGAGAGGCUGAAGUCGCAAAUCUGUGACAAUGUUGCCCUUUAUGCACACAAGUACGAUGAGGAAUUCCAGCCACAUCUUCCAAAAUUCGUGGAAGCAACAUGGAACUUACUGGUCAACCAGACGACUCUGCAAGUCAAGCACGACCUGCUCGUAUGCAAUGCCAUUCAGUUCCUUGCGUCUGUUGCCGCUCACGACAAAUACAAGACGCUGUUCGAGGCGGAGGGCACGCUGACCACCAUCUGCCAGAACGUUGUUGUGCCCAAUAUGCAGUUUAGAGAUGUUGAUGAGGAGCAGUUUGAGGAUAACCCAGAGGAGUAUAUUCGACGUGACAUUGAGGGAUCAGAUGUGGACACCAGGCGGCGGGCUGCCUGUGACCUGGUACUGAGUCUGACUAAAGUGUUCGAAGGGCCGGUUACCGCAAUCUUCAAAGCCUACGUAGCCUCUCUUCUUCAGGAGUACAAUACUGACAACAAGAACUGGAGAUGCAUGGACACUGCAAUCUAUCUUAUCUCAGCACUGGCAUCCAAGGCAUCAACAGAGAAGCACGGAGCAACAAAAAUCAACCAACUUGUUGAUCUCAACGAUUUCUUUAGCAACACAAUUGCGGCGCUUCUUCAGGCUGAGGAUGUCAAUGACAAGCCUGUGCUAAAAGCAUCUGCUAUCAAAUUCCUGGUCACAUUCAGACAACAUCUGCCCCGAAAUGUCUUGUUGGCUGCGUUUUUACCACUAUCCGCACAUCUGGCCUCCACGCACACUGUGGUGCAUACGUAUGCAGCACACGGUGUCGAACGACUACUCAUGCUGCAGAAUCCUAGCGGAGGUGCACCAUUCACAGGUGCCGAUUUGGAGCCUGUCCUCAAGCCCCUUCUCGCCCACAUGUUCUCAGCUCUAUCACAGCCAGGAUCGCAAGAGAGUGACUACGUCAUGAAGGCUCUCAUGAGGACGUUAUCAGCCGCUCGCGAUCACAUCCUGCCAUACGUUCCUUCACUUCUUGAGCAACUGAAGGCCAAGGUCAUCAUGGUCGCAAAGAAUCCAAGCAAGCCCAACUUCAACCAUUAUCUAUUUGAGUGCAUCAGCUGCAUGAUCAGAUUUACUUGUCAGAAGGAUGUGGCGGCAAUUGGUCACUUCGAGUCUGAACUCUUCCCAAUCUUCCAGAUCAUCCUGCAGAACGAUGUGCUUGAGUUUCUGCCAUACGUCUUCCAGAUCCUGUCACUGACGUUGGAGAUACAUCCAGCACCUAUCCCUGAUGCCUACAUGGACCUGUUUCCUCUGCUGCUUGUGCCAGCUCUGUGGGAGAGACAAGGAAACAUCACACCCCUUGUGCGCCUCCUGAAGGCCUACGUCUGCAAGGCAGGCAGCCACAUCAUUAGCUUGGGGAAAAUGGAGCCACUUCUAGGUGUGUGGCAGAAGCUGAUUGCGUCCAAGACAAACGAUCACGAGGGCUUUAGUCUUUUGCAGGCAAUUGUGGAAUACAUCCCACAAGAUACCCUUGAGCCGUUCCUCGGUACUCUAUUCACGUUGAUCUUCCAGCGUUUGACAAGUGCGAAAACAGUCAAGUUCGUAAAAGGUCUAAUUGUCUUCUUCAGUCUGUACGCUGGCAAGUUUGGUGGCUCGGCGCUAAUCAAGCGCAUUGAACCACUGCAGACAGGCCUGUUCAACAUGGUCCUGGAAAAGCUUUUCCUCUCAGAUCUGCAGAAGGUAUCCGGACCUCUGGAUCGCAAGACUUGUGCUGUUGGUGUGACCAAUCUGCUGACUGCAACACCGGAAGUUCUCAGUGGUACCUAUGCUUGCUGGCCGAAUGCACUGGUGGCACUUGUACGCCUAUUUGAAUUGCCAGAGGAGGAGGACGGUGAUGCUGAUGAGCAUUUUGCUGAGAUUGAGGAUCAAUCAGGCUAUCAGACAGUGUACGCGGGACUGAUAUUUGCCGGCCGGGUGCGACACGAUCCUUUCCCAGAAGUUGCCGAUGUCAAGGUUGCUUUCGUCAAAUCUCUACAGACUAUGCUGGCGCAGCACGCACAGUUCGUAAAAAUCAUCCAGGCCUCAGUGCCAGCGGAUGUCCAACGUUGCAUACGCUUGUAUUUUGAAGGAACUGGCACACCCGUACCCUUCUGACUUAUCUAACCUCCUCUUUAGACAGUUGUACAUGUUUACAUCAUCCCCUUGCUACAUCAUCCCCUUGCUGUCCCAUGAAAUAUCCCUUUAUACUGGCUUAAUUUCAGUGCCUUUAGAAUCUUCAUAUUGAAUUUUUAAGUCAUCCUUCAAGCAAACAAUUUUGCUUGCAAACAGAAACGCUACACUGCUGUGCAAUGCUCAUUUGCCUCGCUGAAUGCUCACUAAUGUGUGGUGGUGUUCUUGCCAUGUUUUUUUGGCGUUUUGUUGGCUCUCUCACGCGCGCGCUCUCUCUCUCUCUCUCUCUCUGUUCUUGCUCAACUCUGUCCUGCUGUUCUUUAUUUUGCGGAUCACUUUGUCAGUGCUAUGUUUUGCCUAGGCAACUAGCUUUCCUGGCUAUCUCACAGUUUUCACUUACAAGUACUACAUGCACACACACACUGCUAGGAAUGACUGGCUCUUUCCUAUUUUGCGAUUUUGGCCAUGGUGUGAACGAAGACUUUACUCUGGAGGCUCUCUGUACUCCUGUUUCACACUGUCUCCGUAUGUUUUUGUCUUUUCUUUCUGUAAGCCCAAUGAUCUUGUUCUUUGCCGUGUAUUUGAGUUGGUAGAGCUUGAUUUCAAAGCUGCGUGUAUUUAAAAUUCUAACAGCUACUAACACUGCAUUCACUGUUGCUUGUUGAUCAUGAUGUGCUCAUCCAUCCAGGUCUUCAUUGUUCAUGUCCAGCAGUAUGAUACCUGUAAUUCACAAAACUCUAUACAGAUAA